AUGGUUUUCGUCGGUAUUCCACAGAACUACACUGCUUCGCCAUCCUCUUUCACCGGGACCCCGUCUCUGACAAUCAAUUAUGAGGCCACCCAGGAUCUUGACUCGACAAAUGCGUUCGAGGGUCCAGAGAAGCUGCUCGAGGUUUGGUUUGCGCCAUCUGCAACCGAACUAGGUGCUGCCGGUCCCGAGGGUCUCAAAAAGGUCCCCGGUGAAAUCUGGAAGGACAUGUUGGAUCUUGUCAACUGCCAGGUGCUCUCUGUCAUCUCCUCUGAGGAGAUGGAUGCGUACCUGCUCUCUGAGUCCAGCAUGUUUGUCUGGCCGCACAAGUUGAUCCUGAAGACAUGUGGCACCACCACAUUGUUGUCCGGUCUCCCUCGUAUCUUGGAGAUCGCUGCCUUGUUCGCCGGGUUCCCUCGGGCCACUGCCCCUGCAUCUCGGGGCAUCACUGUGGCAGCAGCUCCGUACAGAGUCUUCUACAGCCGAAAGAACUUUUUGUUCCCCGAUCGUCAGCGCGGCCCUCACCGCAGCUGGCGUGACGAAGUUCGCUCCAUGGACAAAUUGUUUGUCAAUGGCAGUGCCUACAUGAUUGGCAAGAUGAACGGAGAGCACUGGUACCUAUACCUCACUGAGCCAGGUACCAUGCUUACUCCGCCCGCGAGCCCCAAGGAGGAAGUCACCUUCCAAGAGACCCAAACUAAGGUUCUGAACUUCCCCGAUGCCGCCCCGCGCACUGAUUGCAAUGAGCAUGAUGAGACUCUCGAGGUUCUGAUGACCGAUCUUGACGAGGAGAACGCCAAGCAGUUCUACCUGGAUAACGCUACCGCUGUGGCCGAAAAGCGCCACCGUGAAAAGGAAGGAGCCGACGAUCAUGUGGACGUCUUCAGCAACACUUCCGACAUGGAUGAGGAGACUGGUGGCAUUCUGCCGCCCGAGCUCACCACCGAGGGCCACGCCUUGGGCACUGUGGUUUCCGAGUCGUGCGGCUUGUCCGACGUCUACUCCAAGAGCAAGUUCCCUGAUGCUCGCAUUGACGCAUACCUCUUCACGCCAUGCGGCUUCUCCGCCAACGGUGUCGUGCCAGCUCCCGACAACGGUCCAACUCAUUACUUCACCGUGCACGUCACCCCGGAGCCUCAGUGUUCUUACGCGUCCUUUGAGACCAACGUCCCGCACAGCCAGAACGGCAAGGCCACUGCAGACAUCAUCAAGCAGGUCAUUGAGAUCUUCAAGCCCGGCCGAUUCAGCAUCACUUUGUUCGAAACCAAGCCGGCUCUUGAUGAGGUCGACGAGGCCAAUGGCGCCCACGACCCAGCGCACGCUCAGCGCCAGGCUGCUCGUCGCAGCAACAAGAUGGAACAUGUCGAAGGCUACCGCCGUGUCGACCGCAUCGUCCAUGAUCUGAACGGUUAUGAUCUUGUGUUCCGUUACUACGAGCGCAAUGAUUGGAAAGGGGGGGCACCUCGACUUGGAGAGAAGGGAUUCUAG
Molecule: messenger RNA, 1485 nt
Organism: Penicillium brevicompactum
Lineage: Eukaryota; Fungi; Ascomycota; Eurotiomycetes; Eurotiales; Aspergillaceae
Product: adenosylmethionine decarboxylase SPE2
Exons: 1
Coding region: 1-1485 (494 amino acids)
Biological process (GO): spermine biosynthetic process; spermidine biosynthetic process
Cellular component (GO): cytosol
Molecular function (GO): adenosylmethionine decarboxylase activity
Source: RefSeq, a predicted model, not a curated record